AUGAGCGAGAUCACUCACCCCACUAUCCAGGAUGGCUGGUUCUCCGAGAAGUCCGGCAUGUGGCCCGGCCAGGCCAUGAGCCUCAAGGUUGACCGUAUCCUGCACCACGAGAAGUCCAAGUACCAGGACGUCCUGAUCUUCGACUCCAGCGACUACGGCACCGUCCUCGUUCUGGACAACGUCAUCCAGUGCACCGAGCGCGAUGAGUUCUCUUACCAGGAGAUGAUCGCCCACCUGGCCCUGAACUCCCACCCCAACCCCGAGAAGGUUCUCGUCAUCGGCGGUGGUGACGGUGGUGUCCUGCGCGAGGUCGUUAAGCACGAGUCCGUCAAGUCCGCCACUCUUUGCGACAUUGAUGAGGCUGUCAUCCGUCUCUCCAAGAAGUACCUGCCCGGCAUGGCCGUCGGCUUCGAGCACCCCAACGCCCACGAGUACGUCGGUGACGGUUUCGAGUUCCUCAAGACCCACAAGAACGAGUUCGAUGUUAUCAUCACCGACUCCUCCGACCCCGAGGGUCCCGCCGAGUCUCUCUUCCAGAAGCCCUACUUCGAGCUUCUCAACGAUGCCCUCCGCGAUGGCGGUGUCAUCACCACCCAAGGUUCCGAGAACCAAUGGCUCCACCUCUCUCUCAUCGCCGACCUGAAGAAGUCCUGCAACGAGGUCUUCCCUAUCGCCGAGUACGCCUACACCACCAUCCCCACCUACCCCUCCGGCCAGAUCGGCUUCAUGGUCUGCUGCAAGGACGCCACCCGCAACGUCAAGGAGCCCCUCCGCUCCUGGUCCCCCGAGGAGGAGGAGCGUCUGUGCCGCUACUACAACAAGGAGAUCCACCGCGCCAGCUUUGUCCUGCCUAACUUCGCUCGCAAGGCUCUGAACAACUAA
Penicillium waksmanii is the source of this 882-nucleotide messenger RNA. Its product is annotated as spermidine synthase. Bases 1 to 882 code for a protein of 293 amino acids. Gene Ontology annotation, cellular component: cytosol. The transcript has 3 exons. NCBI's taxonomy places the organism in Eukaryota, Fungi, Ascomycota, Eurotiomycetes, Eurotiales, Aspergillaceae. Gene Ontology annotation, biological process: spermidine biosynthetic process. Gene Ontology annotation, molecular function: spermidine synthase activity. The record is from RefSeq and is a predicted model, not a curated record.